GGUUGGUCGGUCAGUCGGUGCCAGCCUGCUCCGUUACUCUCGGUACGUGUCGGUGAUUUAACGGCGGACUGUCCGGAACUGCGGGAGCUUCUUCAUGGAGGAAACGUGAAGUUUUACCGGAGAGGAGCGGAGGGAGGAGGGGGAGGAGGAGGAGGACUUUUCCCGCGGUGUUGGUGUUGCAGCGUGAUGAUUGGAUGGAGGAGGCGGAGCACAGCCACUACGUCGCUCAGCUGAAGGCAGAGUUCGACAGCUGCGACACGACGGCCACGGGCUUCCUGGACAGAGAGGAGCUGACGGCGCUCUGCCACAAACUGCAGCUGGACGCUCACCUGCCGCUGCUGCUCGACGCGCUGCUGGGAGAACGCACCUACGGCAGGGUGAACUUCGAGGAGUUUAAAGAAGGCUUCGUGGCCGUCCUGUCUCGCUCUCUGGACUUCAGCACGUCAGAGGACGACAGCAGUUACCUGGAGCCAGUUGUUCCAGAGGAGGUGAAGCCGAAGUUCGUGAAGGGAGCGAAGCGUUACGGCCGGCGCUCUCGUCCUGACAGUGAACCUGAUGCCGCGCUGACCUGCGACUCCGAGGACUCACCGCCGUCCAGAACCGAGGCCACGGACUCGUCGCCUGCCGGCGUCCGCAGGGCCAAACUGAGGCGGUCCACGUCUCUGGAGAGCGUCGAGAGCCUGAAGUCUGAUGAGGAGGCAGGAAGUCAGAAGAACUUUCAGUCUAAAGCUCCUCAGCAGGAGGAGGUGCAGCUGGGCAUCGUCGGAGGAGGAGGAGGAGGAGGAGGAGGAGGAGGAGGAGGAGGCCAUGUCCUGACAGCAGUUUGUGAUCACCUGGGGCUGACACAGCUCAGUACAGAGGAGCUGGACCUGCUGCUCAGAAAGCUGGACCCCGACCUGGAUGGCAGAGUCAGCAUCAGGGAUUUCCAGAAGGUUCUCUGUGGCUCUGUCCCCGUCUCCUGCUCCACCCCCAUACGACCUGCUGACCUGCAGAGGGCGCCACACAGGUCUCAGUCGGUGUUAGAGGAGCGCUCGGCUCGUUCCACCUCGCCCUCCCUGCUGACGGCCACGGUGGGUCAGAGAGUCCUCAGCCGGCUGGACGACGGAUCAGGAUGCACCAGCCCCGAGCGGGUCGUCGCCCUCUGGACCGAGGAGGGCAUCAAGAACAGCCAGGACAUCCUGCAGACUCUGGACUUCCCUCUGGAGGAGCGUCUCAGUCUGGCAGACCUGACUCUGGCUCUGGACAAUGAGCUCCUGGUCAGCGGGAACGGCAUCCACCAGGCGGCGCUCAUCCCUACAAGAACGAGAUCCAGCACCUGCAGUAGGUUUCAACACAACGCUCCGUCCAUCUGUCUGUCCAUCGUCUUCCUUCGCUUAUCCAG
Messenger RNA from Lates calcarifer (barramundi perch), 1381 nucleotides. Its product is annotated as ninein-like protein. The record is from RefSeq and is a predicted model, not a curated record. Gene Ontology annotation, biological process: microtubule anchoring at centrosome. The transcript has 9 exons. Gene Ontology annotation, molecular function: calcium ion binding. Gene Ontology annotation, cellular component: centrosome. Lineage: Eukaryota; Metazoa; Chordata; Actinopteri; Centropomidae. The annotation marks the transcript as partial.